AUGGCGGCGACGUACCCAAUGGCCUGGAUAUCCAUAUCAGUUCUGAAUGGUGGCAAGCCAGGGCCUCACCUCAUCACUGGAAAUGGAGUUGGAUUUAAGCCAGAUAUUUUGGACAUGGAUAUAAUGGAUAAGGUUCUUGAGGUGAAAGGUGAGGAUGCCGUUAAGAUGGCUCAACAGUUGGCAUUGAAAGAAGGUCUUCUGGUAGGGAUCUCAUCAGGAGCCAACACGGUUGCGGCCAUUGAACUCGCCAAAAGGCCAGAAAACAAAGGGAAGCUCAUUGUGACCGUUCAUCCGAGUGCAGGGGAGUGGUACUUGUCGUCAGCGCUGUUCGAGGGUCUGAGGAAAGAAGCCGAGGCUAUGCAGCCAAUGCCAGUGGACUAAGUUGCAACUAUAGAAUGAAUGCAGACAGAAUAAAAUUCACUGGCUUAUCAUGUUGCAAGUGCUAGUUGCACCUCAUUUGCAGUCUUCAGUUUGUGCCUCAUGUGGACCAUGUGUAAACAACAAUUAAAAUGGUGAGGAGGACUUUAUUUUA
Molecule: messenger RNA, 532 nt
Organism: Lolium rigidum
Lineage: Eukaryota; Viridiplantae; Streptophyta; Magnoliopsida; Poales; Poaceae
Product: bifunctional L-3-cyanoalanine synthase/cysteine synthase, mitochondrial-like
Exons: 6
Coding region: 1-381 (126 amino acids)
Cellular component (GO): cytoplasm
Molecular function (GO): cysteine synthase activity
Source: RefSeq, a predicted model, not a curated record